Messenger RNA from Verticillium alfalfae VaMs.102, 975 nucleotides. RefSeq lists its product as hypothetical. The record is from RefSeq and is a predicted model, not a curated record. The transcript is spliced from 3 exons. Gene Ontology annotation, biological process: lipid metabolic process. Gene Ontology annotation, cellular component: membrane. The coding region runs from base 1 to 975 and encodes 324 amino acids. Lineage: Eukaryota; Fungi; Ascomycota; Sordariomycetes; Glomerellales; Plectosphaerellaceae. Gene Ontology annotation, molecular function: oxidoreductase activity, acting on the CH-CH group of donors.
AUGCCUCUAUCUCAAUUCCUUCUGCGAAUGUCAAACUUCCGCAACCCACUUUUGCGAACUUUAGUGCCUUCGAUAUCGACAGCCUUCGCUAUUCAAGCAGCGUUCGCCGUUCCCUCCAUCAUCUGUCAAAGUGAGCGCUUCUACGACUUUUCUGGGUCGUUGACGUUCCUCUCCGUGACAGCUCUCAGCCUUUACCUCCCUUCGGUGCGCGUCAACAAUGUGUCCUCGGCUCAACCGGGCCUCCCAAGCAUACUGGCCCCAUUCACCUCCCCUGGGGGCCUUGGGGCGUUGAACUGGCGCCAAGUCGUGCUUUCGGGUGCCGUGGUCUUCUGGGCCUUGAGAUUGGGGUCCUACCUCUUCCAGCGCGUCUUGUCUGACGGCCAGGAUUCGCGUUUCGACGAAAUCAAACGCAGUCCUGCCAAGUUCGCCGUGGCAUUCACAGCACAGGCGACCUGGGUUUCGCUCUGUCUCCUCCCCGUCAUCACAUUGAACGCUGUUCCGGCUGCUGCCUUCGCCUCCAUCCCGGCCGUCCAAGCCACGGACGUGCUCGGACUUCUUGUAUACGCUGGCGGUUUCGCCUACGAGAUCAUCGCAGACAGGCAGAAGAGCAAGUGGGCGGCGGAGAAGAAGGCCAAGGUUCACGACGAGGAGUUCCUCACCCGUGGGUUGUGGAGUCGCAGUCAAUUCCCCAAUUACUUUGGAGAAAUCUCGCUAUGGACAGGCAUUGCAACCGCAGCUUUCGGUGUCCUCGCAGCGCGACCGAUUCGGGCGGGGCUGGGUCUACCCCUAGGCAUUGCUGGGUCCGCGCUCGCCAUGGGCAUGUCCUAUGUUAGCCCGGCAUUCGUCAGCUUCCUACUGCUGAAGAUAUCCGGCGUGCCCCUGAGCGAGAAGAAAUACAACGAGCGUUAUGGUCACAGGAAGGACUACCAAGCGUGGAAGGAGAAUACGCCAAAGCUGAUACCCAAGCUAUUCUGA